Molecule: messenger RNA, 4650 nt
Organism: Diceros bicornis minor
Lineage: Eukaryota; Metazoa; Chordata; Mammalia; Perissodactyla; Rhinocerotidae
Gene: UBE2J1
Product: ubiquitin conjugating enzyme E2 J1
Exons: 8
Coding region: 411-1367 (318 amino acids)
Source: RefSeq, a predicted model, not a curated record
CCGCCCGCCCUUGCAGAUCCCGGGGCGGGCUUGGCGCUGCCAGCGGCAGCCUCCGGUCGCCGCCCGCCCGCCACGAAGCGACUGCCACGUCAGGGCAACCUCACAAACCCGGGCGAGGGCGGGUGACGCGGCCGGGCGGGCGGCUCGGCGGCCAGACCAGGAGGCCGAGCUCCAGCCCGGGCGCCCGCUGCAGCUACGCCCCGGCCGGCGCCGGCGCCCGCCCGGCCCUCAGGGAGGCGGGGGAGCAGCGAGGAGGCGGCGCCGCCGCGAAGCGCGCCUCGCCGGCACCCUCUCCACCCCGUCCGCGGAGCAGUCGGGCCGGGCUGGGCGCGCCGGCGGAGCUCCUGGGUCAGGCACCGUCGGCCCGAGCCGCGCGGAGAGCCGGGCAGCGGCGGCGCGGGGAGGCGGCCAUGGAGACCCGCUACAACCUGAAGAGUCCGGCUGUUAAACGUUUAAUGAAAGAAGCGGCAGAAUUGAAAGAUCCAACAGAUCAUUACCAUGCACAACCUUUAGAGGAUAACCUUUUUGAAUGGCACUUCACAGUUAGAGGACCCCCAGAUUCUGAUUUUGAUGGAGGAGUUUAUCAUGGACGAAUAGUACUGCCACCAGAGUAUCCCAUGAAACCACCAAGCAUUAUUCUCCUAACGGCUAAUGGACGAUUUGAAGUAGGCAAGAAAAUCUGUUUGAGCAUCUCAGGACAUCAUCCUGAAACUUGGCAGCCUUCGUGGAGUAUAAGAACAGCAUUAUUAGCCAUCAUUGGGUUUAUGCCAACCAAAGGCGAGGGAGCCAUAGGUUCUCUAGAUUACACACCUGAGGAAAGAAGAGCGCUUGCCAAAAAAUCACAAGAUUUCUGUUGUGAGGGAUGUGGUUCUGCCAUGAAGGAUGUCCUGUUGCCUUUAAAAUCUGGAAGUGAUUCAAGCCAGGCUGACCAAGAAGCCAAGGAACUGGCUAGACAAAUCAGUUUUAAGGCAGAAGUCAAUUCAUCUGGAAAGACUAUUGCUGAGUCGGACUUAAACCACUCUUUUUCACUAAAUGAUUUACAAGAUGAUACGCCUACGACAUUCCAGGGUGCUACGGCCAGUACAUCGUAUGGAGUCCCAAACCCCUCGGCAGCGUCCCUUCAACAGCCUGCCCAACCUGUAGCUAAGAAUACCUCCAUGAGUCCUCGACAGCGCCGGGCGCAGCAGCAGAGUCAAAGAAGGUCGUCUGCUUCACCAGAUGUAGGCCAGGGCCAGCAGGCAAGAGACAACCACACCCAUCAUGGCGGAUCCGCUGUACUGAUUGUCAUCUUGACUUUGGCCUUGGCAGCUCUUAUAUUCCGACGAAUAUAUCUGGCCAACGAGUACAUUUUUGACUUUGAGUUAUGAUAUUGUUUUGUGUCUUAAGAGCUGUGACUCAAGUGCUUCAUUAAACAUUCUGCAUUGGGUAUAAUCUAAGAAGUGUUUACAAAAAGUUUAUUUUGUAUUUACCCUUCGUUCCUUUUUUGGUCCUUAUAAAUUCAGUAUAAAUAUAACUAGACAUGCAGACUGUGUCCUGCUUUGGUUAAGGGACUGGGAGUGCGAGUCCCUUGUCUCACUGUCUGACCUGCUUUACACAGAAGUAACUUACUGUUGUUUCUCAUGCCUCAGCUUGCUUUUAUGUAAAUUUGUGAUACUUUUCUGUAUAACCCUUUGAAAUUUUUGGAUAAAAAAUGGUGUUUUAAUUUCCAAUAAGUAUUAGUCGUUACUCAAUACCAUUUAUUGAGUACUCUGUUUCUACUUCUGUAGAAUGAUUAGGGAUAAGAGUUGAAAAGGGAAAGAAAAACGCCUCAAAUAGCUUACUUAAAAUGUCGCUCAUAGGAAACGUACUGGGCUUGCCCGUUCUGUGACUGACUUUGUGUCAUAACAUUCUUCAGUGAAAGUAACUAUUUCAGUCAAACAUUUGUGAGAAAAUGCGAUUACGUCUUUGUUAUUGGUUGUUACUUGAAGAGGGAAUAAUGCUUUGUAACCACAUUGAUAUGCUGUUACCCCUUCUCUCCAGUAUGCACAAGAUUUAAAAAGAAAGAAAACAAUCCUCUAUAGAUCUUUGUUUUAAGGAAGAAAGGGUACAAACCAGAAAAUCGCUUGAUUUUCUUCCAGAAGUUAAGUGGGAAGAUCUUAAGAUUUGAAUAUUUGCUCCGCUUUGAAUUGUAUAUCUUUUAAGAUGUAUUAUAUGCCUAGCUUUGUAAUCACUAUAAAUUUAAUUAUUCCAGGAAUAUGCCUAAUGUUGAAAUAUUUCAUAUACCAUUUUAAUAGAGAAGCUCAGGGCCCAAAUAACAGUGAUAGAAAUUAGAAAAACCUUUACUUAGAAUUGUCCACGUAAUCAAAGCCCAAGAAAUAAUUUUCAGUGCAAAAUCAAUGUAUAACUUAAGGCUAGCUAGCUCCACGGACUCUAGUAGGUAAUUUUAUCAUCCUACUGCCCGAUGAGAACAGAGAAGCACAGAAAACAUUGCCUUCAGCAUGUUCAGUAGCCGCAUUGAGGGCACUCUUGAGCGUAUUGUUAAUGAGGAUUUAAUUUUUAAAUACAGGCAGUCCCCAGCUUUCAAAUAGGUUAUUCUCUAAAAGUGCAUUUGUAAGUUAAUUUUUUUUCCAACUCAAUGUCAUAAAUUGUGUUUAGGUUCUAGACGCGUCCACAAGUUAGUCCAUAAUGUAUCUUGAAUACUUUAGGGGAUGGUAUUCAUAAAGUCCUUUUGUGGUUUUUAACUAACUGAAAUUAUAGGCAAGAAAGAAACAAUUUGUAAAAUUAUUUUAGGGGCCGGCCCAGUGGUGCAAGCGGUUAAGUGCGCACGCUCCACUGCGGCCCGGGGUUCACCGGGUCAGAUCCCCGGCGCGCACCGGUGCACUGCUUGGCAGGUCAUGCUGUGGCAGCGUCCCAUAUCAAGUGGAGGAAGAUGGGCACGGAUGUUAGCCCAGGGCCUGUCUUCCUCAGCAAAAAAAAAAAAAAAAAAAAAAAAGAGGAGGAUUGGCAGAUGUUAGCACAGGGCUGAUCUCCUCACCAAAAAAAAAAUUAUUUUAAAGGCAAAUUUAAUUUUUACUCCUGCUAUGGGACUUGGAUCCUAUUAACCAUCAGACACAAUUUCUGUGUUCAUCUGAUAGCCAGUUUUCCUUUAUGUCUGCAUCUAAAGUAAGAACAUUAUAUACAAUUUAUAUAAUACAUAGUUGUCUUAAACUUUAAUAAAUUAGUAUUUUAAAAGUUUACAGAUUGUUUCUGUUAUGUCUGCAGCUUGGUGAAGUCUAAAAAGCCCAAGGACUUUAUGAAGACCUCGUAUGUCAGGAAAAUUUUAGGUUACCAUUUUAUAACUUUAUUGCCAUGAGAAAAUAUUUUCUGAAGUCUUGAUUUGGAACACAGGAUAUUAGGAAUACUGGGUCAGUGGUCAGUGGUCUCCUAGCGAGAGGUCACUGCCCCACCUGUGAAGACCGGGUAAUGUUAUCCCGAGAAGAAGGAAAUCCCCAUGCUCUCAACCUAUGCUGAGAUGAAUCAUGUGCUAGAACAAUCUUUGCUCCAUUUCCUCUCAGUCAAACUUGAGCCAGCGUCUGCACCUCUGUGAUCUUAUUGCCUGUUCCAUGAGGUGUACCUAUACUUUAAAAUUGAUGGAGCCAAGAAGAUUUGCAUUGUACAGAUCGUUUCUCUCUCAUUUGCAUCUCUUCCCUCACCCGUCGGCUGACAGGCCACCUUCUUGUUUGUGUUGGGAUUUUUUUAGCAUCUGCUACGUGUAUCUGCAAGUGGUACAUUUUUUGCUCCUUCCCUUUCAGCUCACAUAUGCUACCUAAAAUUCCUCAAGUUGUCAAUCUGACCUCCACUGUGGAGUUAGUGAGCAAAGGUGAUCUGUGGGGCCAUUCGUACGCAAAUGCCACCCGAAGGGCCUCUUCAGAAAACUAUUAUUUUUAAAGUCUCAGUUUAAUCCCCUAGGCCAAAACUGGAUGUUUGAUAGGUAAAGGCUUAGGACUGCUCCUUCUCCCAGUCCUCGGAUUUAGGGAACUCAUGGCUUUUUCUUUGACCAACAUAGCACAUGACUACAUUUCAAGGUCGUUAAAACAGCAUGCUUGAAAAAAUGUAUGAUGACUGUUUCACCUAUAAUUAAGCCAAUGAAACCUUUCAGAUUUUGUGUGUUGCGGGGCUUUUAUGUAGCACUUUACAUUUCAUGCUGCUUGUUGUUUUAUUCUACUGAAAUAAAUGAAUUUCAUCAAAAUUCUCAACUAAUUUUUUAAAGAGCCUUUAAAAAUUGUUUAUUAUUUUGACAAUGGAAAUAUAAAAUUUCCUAUUUCAGGAGAACAAGAAACCUUUUUGUUAUUUUUGGCUAUGAAUAAACUUUCUGGUAUCUUGAAACCUCCCGUUUGUAUAGACCAGGAUCAGUAAACAAGCAGACUUCACUCAUUUGGACUUAUUUGAGCAGAAACCUAGGCUGAAGUACUGAAAAGCCUAAAUUGUUUUAUUGCUUGCAAGUAAGUGUAUGAAAAGUGAAUGCAUUUAGUGAACCUGACUUUUAUAAUGUAUACAUUAACGUGGGUACCAGUAAAGCCUUUGUGGGAGGCUGUACAUUGCUCAAAAGCUGUUUGGAAUGCCUCUUUGACAAGCUGCCUCCAGAACUAGUUUGAGCUGCUCAAUAAAACCAGUGACUUUAUUCAUACCUUG